CUAACACAUGGUUGAUGCAGGCGGUCCUUGCUAAUAUUUUUCUUGCUGAAAACGAUUAUUUGAGUGUGUGUCCAUUUUCAUUCCGCUUCCAAAUGAAAGUCAAAGUCCUUUCAAGGAACCCGGACGAUUAUGUCCGGGAGACCAAACUAGAUAUUCAGCGUGUCCCUAGAAACUACGACCCUUCCCUUCAUCCAUUUGAGGUGAGCAGAGAGUACACGCGGGCUCUAAAUGCCACAAAGCUGGAGCGGGUGUUUGCCAAGCCUUUCCUGGCCUCCCUGGAUGGUCACAGAGAUGGGGUGAACUGCAUGGCCAAGCAUACCAAAAGCCUCUCCACCCUUCUGUCGGGCUCCUGCGAUGGGGAGGUGAAAAUGUGGAAUCUGACCAAACAUGAUUGCGUCCGCACACUUCAAGCACAUGAAGGUUUUGUGCGAGGAAUGGUUGUCCGCUUCUGUGGAACAUCCUUUUUUACGGUUGGCGAUGACAAAACAAUCAAGCAAUGGAAAAUGGAAGCACCGGGUUACGGAGAGGCAGAGGAGCCGCUAAACACAAUCCUGGGCAAGACUGUAUUUACGGGACUGGACCAUCACCAGAAGGAGGCUGUGUUUGCAACUUGUGGCCAGCAGGUGGACAUCUGGGAUGAGCAGAGGAGCAGUCCGAUCCGCUCUUUUACCUGGGGUGUAGACAGCUUCAGCUCUGUCCGCUUCAACCCUGUGGAGACUGAACUUCUUGCUAGCUGUGCCUCUGACAGGAGUAUAGUGCUGUAUGACAUGAGAGAAUCAGCGCCACUUAAAAAGGUUAUUAUGACAAUGAGGAGCAACACAUUAUGUUGGAAUCCCAUGGAAGCCUAUCACUUUACAUGUGCAAAUGAGGACUACAACCUCUACACAUACGACAUGAGGAACCUGAACAAGCCCUUCACAGUACACAUGGACCAUGUCUCUGCAGUGCUGGAUGUCGACUAUUCUCCUACUGGGAAAGAGUUUGUGUCUGCCAGCUUUGACAAGACCAUCCGCAUCUUCCAACAGGAUGGUGGACACAGCAGGGAAGUGUACCACACCAAGCGCAUGCAGCACGUCAUCUGCGUAAAGUGGUCGGCAGACAACAAGUACAUCCUGAGCGGUUCUGAUGAAAUGAACAUCCGACUGUGGAAAGCCAACGCAGCUGAGAAACUAGGAGUGCUGGCCCCCAGAGAGAGGCAGGCCAUCAACUACAAUCGGAAGCUGAAGGAGAAGUUUCAGCACCACCCGCAAAUCAGACGGAUCGCUCAUCACCGACAUCUGCCCAAGAACAUCUACCACCAGACCAAGGAGCUCAGAAUCAUGAAGGAAGCUCGCCGGAGAAAGGAGAGAAACGUCCGCAAGCACAGCAGACCAGGAACUGUUCCUGUGGUGUCCGAGAAGGAGAAGCACGUUGUCACUGUGGUGAAAUAGAGCGAGCUGGAGGGGAGAACAGAAGACCUAAAGACUGUUGUUAAAUGAUGAGGUGGAGACAGAGUUCACACCAACAUGGGACACACUGAGACUGCUCUGUCUUAAGGAUUAAAAAGCUGUUUAAUUUGUCAGUUGCGGGAACAUCGGUUGACUAAUUAUGCAUCGCUUGACGUACAAGGACACGGACAGUAAAUACUUACAAAAAAACGAAUCGACUUCUGCCUUUUCAGCAGGUUUCACUUUACACACAGAACAGAUGUAAACUCCAAUGUCUGGUUGACUAAUUACACGUUUUGCAUUGUGGAAAUGUACAUUUUGCAUUACUGUAGCCUUGACCACCUCAACUAUUAAGAAACAGGAGGAAUUAAAGACAGGUUAAGUUUAUCCAGUCCCAAAAGAAUGUUCUUUGUCUUCAUACCUACUUACAUCACACUUGUAAAAACUAAGAUUCCUUAAGGUAGACAUAUAAAUAUAUAUAUAUAUAUUUUUUUUUUUCAUGAAUCAGGACUUCAAAAAAUGUGCUGGACUUGUCUUUUAAAACUACUAGAGAUGGCAUGAAUGCCACCAUAUGCUUCAAAGAAACUAGGUUGUAUGAUGUAUAACCACACGUAUUGAGAAUGCAGUACACACUUUUGGACAGUCUCACCAUGAGGACAUUCAUGGUGUUGCUCUCAAUCGUACACAUGAAAAGUGAUUCAUUUAGCUGAGUAGCAAAUGAAAACAAUGAAGUGGAAAAAAGAACUGUCGCUGUUAGCCAGUCAGGCAAACAUUUCUUUUAAAGCAUGUUUGGGCUUCGAAGACAUUUGCAAAGUGUGUUACCAAUGUUAAGUUGACUUUUAGACAUUAAACUGAACUGUGACACCUGAAAUGUUUUAAAUUCCCAUCUGGAAGUUAAGAUGGAAUAUUUUGUUCUUCCUUGCAAAAUCCGCUAGAAAAUUUUCAAAAAGAAUUUUUGUGUUUCUCCUCAUAUUCUGAAUAUUAAGUUCCCAUGGGCUAGUUAACAUGACGCAUGACUUAAAUUCUACAUGUAUGGGAUUUACACUGUUUUUUGAUGUAUAUUUAUAAUAAACUUCUAAACUUAUUUUUUUGCCAUGGUGUAAGAUUGACAAGAA
Molecule: messenger RNA, 2542 nt
Organism: Stegastes partitus (bicolor damselfish)
Lineage: Eukaryota; Metazoa; Chordata; Actinopteri; Pomacentridae
Gene: dcaf13
Product: ddb1 and cul4 associated factor 13
Biological process (GO): maturation of SSU-rRNA from tricistronic rRNA transcript (SSU-rRNA, 5.8S rRNA, LSU-rRNA)
Cellular component (GO): small-subunit processome; nucleolus
Molecular function (GO): protein binding
Source: RefSeq, a predicted model, not a curated record